CACUCUGAAUAUCACUUUGAUACACUUAUGGAUGAAUUAGAUGCUGUGAAAACUCUUGCAACUCAGUAUAUGACCAUUAAGUCUCAUUAAGUAUUGAGCUGGGUUUUUCUUGGAUGCAGACGUAAACAUGGCAGCUUCCGGUCUGGAGAUGGUCACUUGUGCAUUUUUCCUAGUUUUUGAUGUGUUAGCAGUCUAUGGAGGACGGAAAUCACUUACUGAAUCAUGGCACAAGAUCAUUUUACGUGACAAUACCUUGGUGAAACCAGAGCAUAUAUCAGAGUUCAAACCAAGGGCAUUUCCAUACCACAUUGUCAACAGGAUACCCCCACCGGUUCUCUCCAGCAGUCAAAAUGCACAUUAUGAAACAUAUCACAAACAUAGAACUACUUUUAUGAAAAGGAAAAGAGGUGCAAUAAUGAAUCAAUUACUUUUUAAACGUAGGACUAGGGAUGUCAAUUCAACUGAAGAACAAGUAUCAAAGGGCUCUUUAAGACAAAGCAAUGUUUCCAACUGGCAAAUCUCCAAUGAUUCACAACCAGACCAUAGUUUUGAUAAGUCCAAGCAAAUUAACAUAUCUAGUACUAUAACAACUACAGUGGUCAGUCCAGUGCCAUCCACCACAAUUGCACUGACUGAAACCACCAUUCCUGCAGCAAUUUUGAAUACUUCAACUCCUAAAACUGUGCCGGUAAAAACAUUGACUAGUGCAAUGGUAGUGCCAAGUACUCCAAACCAUGCUACAGCGUUAAGGACAACAACUGAAGGCAGACCAACAGAAAUUGAAAUACACAUACCUACAGUUAAACUAAAUGCAAGUAGCACAGUACCCAGCAAUUCCUCUCAGGGACUACACAAGUUCUUUUUCAUUAAAUAUAGGAACAGAGAUUCUUUUACCUCCACAGCCUGUUUAACUGGAUUACUUAUGUUACUGUUUGUUGGAGUGUGGUAUACAAAAAUGUGGCAAAAGAGAGUUAUUCCAUACGAAAAUCAUGAUGAAUCCAUGAAUUAUGUCAGUGUCAGAGAUAUUAUAAAGAGCAAAGCCAGAUUUCUGCCCAUGUUCAGAAAGAAAGUCCGUUGGCUGAAAAGAAAGAAAAAAGGUCCAAAGGCAGCAAUGAAACCACUCUUAGCAGCAUCUUCUGACAGUGAAGAGGAUCUCUAUACACAGAUCUGAUACAGUGCCUUCCAUUGGCAGUUCAUGCUAAUGGAUAUGGCCCAUUAGAUGAUCUGCUUAUAAUGACUGUGAUAUUCUUCUACAUGCAAUAAUCCAUUUUGUGCAAAAAAGACGUUUUUCUUUCAUUAGUCCCUAUUACCUUAAAAACCAUUGACAUUCUAACAAAAACAUUGAAAUUACCAUCUUCAAGGACAUACCUCUGUCAUAUGCCUAAAAUCCAUGACAACUAGACAAAAUCAUAGUUUAAAAUGCUUAAGAGACCAUAUAUAUAUAGAAUGAAUAUUUGUAAUUAGGGCAGUGGACUGGAAAGAGAUGAUGGCAGGAACAGGUUUCAUAUGGGCUAGUUCCCUGCCAUAUUGCCAUUAUUUGUAAGAAACUUAAUAUUAAGAUAAUUUUGAUAAUUUAAUGGCUAUGGGAAUAUAGUAUACAACUAACAUUGUGGGAGUUACCUGUGAUUGUCAGUUUUUUAUCAGUCAAAAUCCACUUUGUAUGUCAAGUAUUCAGAAUCCAUCUGAAUUCAACAUUUAGAUUUUAUUCAUUUUAAUUUACUGAAGGAAGCUGUAGUCAGGAGCUUGUGUAUGCCUUUGCCCAUCUCUAUUGGAUUAAUUAAUUGCGUGAAUAUCAAUUUCCUUGGCCAAAAAGUUUGUUUUUUGCAUAAAGAUGGAAACCUAAAGUAAUCCAACUUAAAGGUACACUCCAUGAGAUUAACCUGCCAAAACUGAUUUUCCUGGGAAAAUAAAGUUUUCUCCUGCCAGCGAGUCAUUUAUUGGUACCUCCCUGAACUUUGAUACUGAAAAAAAAAAAACAUUUUAUGGGGUUGAAUAAGUUUUAAUGUUUAAGGUUUUAUAAGCUGCGGAUGGCAAAAAAAAAAGCAUUUUGGGGAUUUCCAAAUCCAUGGAUUGUACCUUUAAUAUUUAAGGUUCAUUUUCAAAAUAAUAUUCCAAACUAUUCAAAUUUGAUUCCAAUGUAAAAUCACAUUAAUUUUUUUUAUUUGUGGGCAAGAUUAACAAUAAUAAAACCUUAAAAAGAUAAAUGAAGUACAAGGUCAUUAGUUUCAUCAGAAUGCAUUUUAUGCAGUACAUGUUAA
Molecule: messenger RNA, 2258 nt
Organism: Lingula anatina
Lineage: Eukaryota; Metazoa; Brachiopoda; Lingulata; Lingulida; Lingulidae
Source: RefSeq, a predicted model, not a curated record